This is a messenger RNA of Phoenix dactylifera (date palm), 3773 nucleotides long. RefSeq names its product protein SUPPRESSOR OF MAX2 1-like. The record is from RefSeq and is a predicted model, not a curated record. Lineage: Eukaryota; Viridiplantae; Streptophyta; Magnoliopsida; Arecales; Arecaceae.
UUUCCACAGCCUAAUUCCUUCCUCCCUCUCCUUUUCUCACCAGCUCACGAUCAAACCAUCCCAACCCCACUCCCCUCUCUCUGCCCACAAAUCCCCACCGAAACUCUCCAAAACGAAGGAGGAAAAAAAAAAAAUCAAAAGAAAAAACGCGUUUCUUGUUCUUCUUCCUGUGGACGCCCACUCUCCUACCCUCCUCUCUAUUUCCUCCUCUUCGAAUAACGGAAACAAAGAAAAGAAAACCCCCAGCAAAAUGAAUGAAUGAAUCCUUCCAUAUCUUUCACCAGCUUUCUUUCUCUACAGCCUUAAAAUCUAAUAUAUAUAUAUGUAUUUAGUUUUCCUUCUUUGAAGAAGUAGAGAGAGAGAAGUAGAAAGAAAGAUGAGGGCGGGGCUGGCGACGAUCCAGCAGACGCUGACGACGGAGGCGGCGGCGGUGCUCAACCGGGCCAUCGCGGAGGCGUCCCGGCGGAGGCACGGCCAGACGACGCCGCUGCAUGUCGCCGCCACCCUCCUGGCUGCCCCCUCUGGGCUCCUCCGCCAGGCCUGCGCCCGCUCCCACCCGCUCUCCUCCCACCCGCUACAGUGCCGCGCCCUCGAGCUCUGCUUCUCCGUCGCCCUCGACCGCCUCCCAGCCUCCUCUGGCGCCGAUCCCGUCCCGGACCCGCCGCUCUCCAAUGCCCUCAUGGCCGCCCUCAAGCGCGCCCAGGCCCACCAGCGCCGCGGGUGCCCCGAGCAGCAGCAGCCUCCCCUCCUCGCCGUCAAGGUCGAGCUUGAGCAGCUCGUCGUCUCCAUCCUCGACGAUCCCUCCGUCAGCCGCGUCAUGCGCGAGGCCAGCUUCUCCAGCCCCGCCGUCAAGGCUGCCAUCGAGCAGUCCCUCGCCUCCCUGUCCCCCGUCGCCAAUUUCCCUUCCUCCGCCGCUACCCCGGCCGGCCUUGGAUUGAGUCCCGGCCCCCGCCCCCCCUCCCGGAACCUCUAUGUCAGCCCCCGCCUCCAGCAGCAGCAGCAGCAGCCACAGAGGAGGGGGGAGGUGAAGAAGGUGCUGGAGAUACUGACAAGAACCAACAAGCACAAUCCGGUCCUCGUUGGGGACUCCGACCCGGAUGCCGCGAAGAGAGAGGUUCUGCUGAUGAUCGAAAGGCGGGAACUCGGCAGCCAUGCCCUGCCGGCUCUUCAGCUGGCCCAGGUCGUCACCUUGGAGAGGGAAUUCUCCUCCUCGGAUCGGUCCCUGAUCCCCUCCAAGAUCAGGGAAUUGGGCGGCUUGGUCGAAUCCCGGAUCCAGGCUUCCGCCAUUAAUGGCGGGGGAGGUGUGAUUCUUGAUCUGGGGGACCUGAAAUGGCUGGUGGAGGGCCCCGGUGGGUACGGGGAGUCAGUCAGCUCAGGCCCAAUUCAGCUGCAGCAGCGGCAGGUCGUCUCGGAGAUAGGCCGGGAGGUGGUGGCGGAGAUGGGGAGGCUUCUGCAGAGGUUUGGAGAGGGUAGCAGUAAUGGCGGACGGUUGUGGGUUGUCGGGACGGCGACUUGCGCAACAUACCUGAGGUGCCAGGUCUACUUCCCCUCCAUGGAGGUUGAAUGGGACCUCCAGGCCGUGCCCGUCGCACCAAGAUCGCCGCUUACCGGUUUGUUCCCGAGAUUUGGAGGCAAUGGAAUUCUAAGCAGCUCAGUCGAGUCUCUCUCGCCAUUGAAGGGUUUCCAGCCCAUGAGCCUGGAGCGCACCAAUUCCUCCCACCAAAUAAGCCUCUGCAAACUUUGCAGAGAGAAUUACGAGCGUGAGCUCGCCAAGCUCGGAGCCAGUGAGGUCGAGAAGUCCUCAACUGAAUCCAGACCAGAAAGCAGGCAGGCAUUGCCUCAUUGGUUGCAGCUUGGGACACCCAGCUGCACAAAGCCGACAUCAGACCAGCCUCAGACCAGGGCGCAAGAGCUCAGGUGGAAGCAGAGGACAGAAGAAUUGCUGAAUAAAUGGCGGAUGACAUGCGUCCGCCUCCACCGGAACUCCCACCCGCCGGCCGCCUCCUCCGAGAAGCCUUUGGCUCCCACUUUUCCAUUGCUAAGCGCAAAUACCCCUAGUGUUCGUCCCCAACAAACUUUCCAGACAGGAUCAACGCUUUCUCCUCGAAGCAUCGCCCCCGUUCAGAUGAGCCGCGAUCACGGCCUUCAGAUAAACUCAUCGUCGGAGCGCCCUAUGAGCCCGCCCGGCAGCCCGGUGAAGACUGACCUAGUUCUCGGGCAGUCGAAGGCUCUCGGUAACUCAUUGGAGAAAACUCAUAGAGAGCGUGUCAAAGGCUUCCCAGGGUGCAUGCAGGGUCCGAUCCCCGACCAACCGAGAGAUAAAACAGUAGGCAAUUCCGAGACCGAUUCUCUCAAGAGGCUCUUCAAGGGCCUAAUGGAGAGUACUGAAUGGCAGCCUGAGGCGGCCUCUUCAGUCGCCAGUACUGUGAUGCAGUGCAGGUCUGGCAAUGGAAAACGGCGUGGCCUUGGACCCAAGGCCGAUACAUGGCUACUGUUUCUCGGCCCUGACAAGGUUGGGAAGAGGAAGAUGGCUUAUGCCCUGUCCGAACUAUUAUAUGGCACCGGACCGAUCACCAUUGGUCUCGGCAGCCCACGAACUGAAGGCGGUGAUGGAGAAUCCAACGCGAAACUCCGAGGUAAGACAGCGCCGGACCGGCUCGCUGAAGCCAUCCAGCGGAAUCCAUUCGCCGUCUUUGUGCUCGAGGACAUCGACUAUGCUGAUACACUGGCUCGGGGAACCAUCCAGAGAGCAAUUGAAAGAGGCCGGCUCCCGGACUCCUACGGCCGGGAGGUCAGUUUGGGUGGUGGGAUCUUUCUCCUCACCUCCAAUUGGUUGCCCGAAGAACUCAAGAGGUCGCAGGAUUUCCUUCUCCGGUGCGAGGAGAAGGUAUUGGACUCGGUAAAUUCAGGACGGCAACUGGAGUUCUCCCCAGGGGAGAAGACCGGAAAGCGUCGAGCGGAUUGGUCGCUGAAGGAUGAGCGGAACACCAAAGCGAGGAAGGAGUCUGCUGGACUUGUCCUGUCGCUCGACUUGAACUUGGGCGUUGGCAUUGAUGAUGAUGCUUGUGAGGGCUCCCGGAACUCUAGCGACCUCACGGUGGAGCAUGAGAACGAGGCAGAACGGCUGGCCGUCAGGUGUUCGACGCCAUCAAAUGCCACAGAGCUGAUGGAAUUGGUCGACAAUGCCAUCGUGUUCAAGCCUGUUGACUUCAGCCCAAUGAGGAGGAGGAUCUCAGAAUCUAUCACCAAAAAAUUCAGGGAGAUCAUGGGCGAUGGGCGAUCCAUGCAGGUCGAUGAAGACGCGCUCGAUCAGUUGGUCGGCGGAGUUUGGCUUGGCGGAGCCACCACCGCUGCAUUCGAGGAGUGGGCGGAGAGGGUGUUGGUUCCCAGCAUUCAACAAUUGAAGAACAGUUCGAACGACGGAGCUACCGUGCGGUUAUCGUCGGUGAAGACUGGUGCUCGAAUGCAGAGGGGUAAUGCUGCCGGAGAUUUGCUACCGAGCUCAGUGAUGGUCAAUGUAGAUGGGCUGUAGAGGGCAUGAUUGAGGCACAAAAGUUUGUCAGGGAGCGAUUUGUAAAUAUAUGAGGGUAGAAAUCCGAGUGCUAACCAGCGAUAGGUUGGGAAGGGGAAAUUUUAAGUCAUAUAGUUUAAAAUAAGAAUAUAGAUUAGAGGAAACUUAUUUUUAUGUGCAUUAUUUAUUUUAAACAUCACUGGUCCAAUGUUAUAGUGAUUUGUGCUGAUGGUUAAUAAUAAAAUGGAACGACUUUUAACUA